Messenger RNA from Gilbertella persicaria, 976 nucleotides. Its product is annotated as phosphate-induced protein 1. The transcript has 4 exons. The record is from RefSeq and is a predicted model, not a curated record. The coding region runs from base 16 to 900 and encodes 294 amino acids. Lineage: Eukaryota; Fungi; Mucoromycota; Mucoromycetes; Mucorales; Choanephoraceae.
UCUUUUAUAAAGAAAAUGAGAUUUAAACCUCUUUUCAUCUUCUUGAUCUUGACGUUACUUACCACCUCUUCGGCUCAACAAACUGCCACCAGUACAAAUACUACUUCUGCUAUUAUUUCACAAUAUGGCAACAGUUUCAAAAAUCAAGGUGGCAGUAUUCUUCACGACAAAGUAAAUGUCUAUAUCAUCUUUUACGGUAAUUGGUCUUCUACUCAACUUCAACAAGAUCAACAGACAUUUAUGAAAUUUGUUGACACCAUCUCUCUCUCACCUUGGUUUAAGACUUUGAAUCAAUACUCUGACAGUAAUGGUAAAUCAGUUACUGGACCACUUAAUUUAGCAGCGGCUGUCAAUGAUGCUGGCAGUCAUUCACUCAAUUUGACCAAUUCAGUUCACAAACAAAUUGUACUUGAUGCUGUCAAUUCAGGCUAUCUUUCACCUGUCAAUCGUCUUGAUAGUGAAGGCAUUUACAUCAUUAUGGGUGGUCCUGAUGUGAAUGACUCUGAAUUCUGUUCAGUCAAUUGUGGUUACAAUGGAUACAGUGAUGAGUUUCAAUACAUGUUUAUUGGCUAUCCAGGUGUUUGCCCUAAUACUUGUAUUCCUACCAUUAACAAGUCUCAAUCACCCAACAACUCCCCAGCUAUCGAUGCAGCCAUCACUAUCUUUUCUCAUGAAAUUCAAGAUAUCUUGACAGAUCCUCGAAACAAUGCUUGGGAAAUCCAGACAAGUAACAUUACGAUUGAAUUAGGUGACUUUUGUUCAAGCCAAGGCACAAGUCAAGAGCAGUUUGGUAACUACACCACGUCUUCAAGUGGUAGUUACAACCUUGAAUUGAGUGACAGCAAAUACUUGGUUCAAACCAUUUUCGAUAAAGUAAACCAAAAAUGUACUCUAGGUUAAUAUGCACCCUAUUUUUUUUUUUUUACUAUACCAAUCUUUGCAUAUUAAAGUACAUUUAAAAUUAAUCGAUCAGAGC